Molecule: messenger RNA, 2845 nt
Organism: Neurospora tetraspora
Lineage: Eukaryota; Fungi; Ascomycota; Sordariomycetes; Sordariales; Sordariaceae
Product: glycosyl hydrolase family 92-domain-containing protein
Exons: 4
Coding region: 206-2692 (828 amino acids)
Biological process (GO): protein deglycosylation; carbohydrate metabolic process; protein quality control for misfolded or incompletely synthesized proteins
Cellular component (GO): nucleus; cytosol
Molecular function (GO): carbohydrate binding; peptide-N4-(N-acetyl-beta-glucosaminyl)asparagine amidase activity
Source: RefSeq, a predicted model, not a curated record
CUCAGAGACCUGCACAGUCAGGGGUUCGAUCAGGGCAACCGCGACUUUGGGGUUAUAUUGCAGACAUGGGAUGAACUAUAUCCAAAAGCCCGGUUCGAUCACUCUCCUCACAUAAAGCGAGGGCUACUCCGGUCUUCCUGUUCUCUUGUUCUAGCCGGUCUGGGCGUCAUAUACUUUAUACUUAGCUUAUAGCUAUCUUCUGCUCAUGAUGACAUCUCUUUUCACUCUGACUCUGCUCCUUCUUGCAGCCCGAGCACUUGCCCAAGAUACAGAUGAUAUCCUCCAAUAUGUCGACCCUUUGAUCGGCGCAAGCAACGGCGGUAAUGUCUUUCCCGGAGCCUCACUCCCGUACGGCAUGGCCAAGGCCGUGGCCGACACCAACAGCACCUCAAACCAAGGUGGCUUUACUCUGGAUAGCGCCCCAGUUACUGGCUUCAGCAUGGUGCAUGACAGUGGUACCGGUGGCAGUCCAUCUUUGGGCAAUUUUGCCUUGUUCCCCCACCCCAGCUGUCCUGGAGGAGACAUUAACCGAUGCGCAUUUCCCAAGAAGACGAGAGCCAACUUUGGUAGUUUUGAUAAUGUCAGUGUCUCUGCCAGACCUGGGACAUUUGGAAUCACACUCAACACCGGCAUCCGGGCAGACAUGACGGCUACUCAACAUACCGCUUUAUUCAGAUUCACGUUCCCUGAAAAUAGCACCAUUGGUGAAGCCGCGCAGCCGCUCAUUCUACAGGAUCUGACUGAUCUGUCAAACUCGAGGCAGGACAAUGGAACAGUAUCAGUCGAGGAGAAAACGGGACGCAUCACGGGGAGUGCUCGUUUUCUGCCCAGCUUCGGUCAGGGGAACUACGUCCUCUACUUCUGUACUGACUUCUCCGGAGCCGAGAUCUUGGAUAACGGCAUCUUUGCGGACAGCCGAGCCAGCGCCUCCGUCAAAAACAUGACUAUCUCCAGAUCGAUCAAUGGCUAUCCUCUUCCGGGGGGUGCAUUUGUGAGGUUCAAAUCCGGAGCCAAGCCGAUUCUGGCAAGAACCGCAACGAGUUUCAUCAGUAUCAAACAAGCAUGCAGACACGCCGAGUCUGAGAUCCCCGACUUUGACUUUGAGCGGAGUUCCAAGGCAGCAACAGAGCAAUGGAAGGCCAAGAUGGGCGGAAUCAGGGUCUCAACGAAGGGCGUGGAUAAAUCCUUGGUCACCAACUUUUACAGCGGCAUCUACCGCACUUAUAUCAAUCCGCAAAACUACACGGGAGAAAACCCGCUGUGGUCUAGCAGCGAGCCUUACUUUGAUUCAUUUUACUGCAUAUGGGAUCUUUUCCGAUCGCAGCUCCCGUUUCUCACCAUCACGGACCCGACGACAGUCACUCAGAUGAUCCGCUCCCUCAUUGAUACGUAUCGACAUGUGGGAUGGCUUCCCGACUGCAGAAUGAGUCUCAAUAAAGGCUAUACACAGGGUGGCUCGAAUGCCGAUGUUGUACUGGCAGAUGCAUACAUCAAGGGCCUUAAAGGAGGCAUCAACUGGGAGGAUGGCUACGCCGCUGUUGUCAAAGAUGCCGAAGUCGAGCCGUUCGAUUGGUGCUGCCAGGGACGCGGUGGCCUCGACAGCUGGCAUACUCUCGGUUACAUCCCCGUCCAAGAUUUCGACUGGAAAGGCUUCGGCACAUUGACGCGCUCCAUCUCCCGCACGCUCGAAUACGCCUACAACGACUUCUGCAUCGCCGAAAUGGCCAAGGCCUCUGGCAGGACAACCGACCAGGAGAAGUACACUCUUUCCAGCGGCAACUGGCGCAACCUCUACAAAGAAGAUCAGACCUCCUUCUGGUGGAACGGCACCGACACCGGCUUCACCGGUUUUUUCGAACCUCGCUAUCUUAAUGGGACCUGGGGCUAUCAGAACCCCCUGAACUGCUCCAACCACGACGACUUCAGCGUCUGCUCCCUUCAAAACAACGGGCCAGAGACAUUCGAGUCCUCCAUCUGGGAGUACGGCUUCUACGUGCCCCACGACCAAGCAACGCUGAUCAGCCUGUACGGCGGCCCGAAUCGCUUCGUCGACCGCCUGAACUAUCUCCACGACCAAAACAUCACGUACAUCGGUAAUGAGCCGUCCUUCCUCACGGUGUUUCAGUAUCAUUACGCUGGACGACCAGCUCUCUCCGCUAAACGAGCCCACUAUUACAUCCCUGAGUUCUUCCGCACCACCCCCGACGGUCUGCCGGGCAACGACGACAGCGGCGCGAUGGGCUCGUUCGUGGCAUUCUCCAUGAUGGGCCUCUUUCCCAAUCCGGGGCAGAACGUGUACCUGAUUACUCCGCCGUUCUUUGAGUCUGUGAAUGUUACGAACCCGUUAACGGGAAAGACUGCGAGGAUCAGGAAUGUGAACUUUGACCCUAGUUACAAGAACAUCUACAUCCAAAAUGCCACGCUUGAUGGGGUCAAGUAUACCAAGAACUGGAUCGAUCAUAGCUUUUUCACAGAAGGGAAAGAGCUGGUCUUGACGCUUGGUGAUAGGGAGAGUGACUGGGGUACGAAAGUGGAGGAUCUUCCUCCGAGCUUGGGAGAGUAUGAAGGGUUUGGGAACUCUUCGUCAUCAUCUUCUGGGUACGGGUCUUGGAAUAAUACGGUUGGCGGUGGUGGUGGUGCCAAACGGAUCAGGGGCUGGUUGAGGGAGAGCGAGGGUGUGGGGAUUAUGUGAUUGCUUCCACUUCUUUCUUUGUCGGUAUGCCUUAGCGACUGUAUUUCCAUUCCUCUCAUAAGCAAACAACAUUGAAUUACGUACUACCAUCCAUACCCAAGAAACAUCAAUCCGUAAAGAAAACCUAUUCCCACUUAUGUAUGCAUCACCACC